AGGCUUGAGCAAUGUUAUGGCUCAGCUGAAGUGAUUGAGGAUACACUCUUCAAAAGAAUUGAUAUGUUCCCCAAAAUCACAUCCAAAGACUACACAAAACUCAGGAAGUUUAGUGACCUGCUCAUGGAAAUGCAGAGUGCUAAAGCUGAAGGAGACCUUCCUGGUCUUGCGUUUUUGGAUACCGCAAGAGGAUUAAAUCCAAUUGUGCAGAAACUUCCCUUCAAUUUGCAAGAAAGAUGGAUCACAGUAGGAGCUAAAUACAAACGCACACAACGUGUCCCCUUCCCACCAUUCAAUGUUUUUGUAGACUUUGUAACGCAGGAAGCUAACUCAAGAAAUGACCCCAGCUUUAACUUUACAUCGUUCCCUGACGUACCCAAACUCGACAAACUGCCAUGGAGAACAUAUAAACAAAAAGAAAUUUCAGUGCACAAAACUGAUGUAGUCUCCCGCUACAAUUUAGAUACACAGAACGGCAAACAAAGCUGUAGACAGCGACAAGCUUUGCCCAAUUCACAUGAAACCUCAUCCCCUCUCGAAGUGCAGAUUAUUUCGAAUGAAAACACUCGAUGAUCGAAAAGCAUUCUUAAAAGAGAACCACAUUUGCUUCAAAUGCUGUUCUUCAUCUACACACAUUGCAAAAAACUGUAUGGUCAAGAUACAGUGCUCUGAGUGUCUUGAUGAAAAACACUGCACUGCUCUUCACCCAGGACCAGCACCCUGGCUUAAAGAAACGGAACCUGCAGCAGAGUAUGGCGGGGAGUGUGACUCCGCUAAGUCGGAGGAGAUCACAUCCAAGUGCACACAGGUUUGUGGCAUGAACGAAGCAGGCAGAUCCUGCUCUAAAAUUAGUCUUGUUAAAGUGUACCCAGCAGGCCAUCCUGAACAAGCAGUAAGGCUCUAUGCCAUCCAUGAUGAACAAAGUAACAGGUCGUUAGUAUGUCCUGAGUUCUUUGAAUUGUUCAAUGACCGUGGCCCUAGUUCCCCUUACUCACUAAGGACAUGUGCUGGUACUAAAGAAGCAAUGGGCAGGAGAGCUACAGGAUAUGUAGUGGCAGCCAUAGAUGGUUCAGUCCACAUCCCAUUGCCUAGCCUCAUUGAAUGUAGAAAUAUCCCAAACGAUAGAGAUGAAAUUCCCACACCCAGUGCAGCUAUGCAACACAGUCACCUAAAGUCAGUAGCUCACCUCAUCCCUGACCUGGACUCUAAUGCCCCUAUACUCAUGCUUCUCGGACAGAAUGUUAUUAGGGUUCACAAAGUCCGUAAACAGAUAAGUGGCCCUAACAACGCACCCUAUGCUCAAAAAUUGGACCUCGGGUGGGUCAUAGUAGGAAACGUGUGUUUAGGUGAUGUCCACAAAACUCUCGCUGUGAAGACGUUGUUCACAAAUACAACUGAGAAGGGGCGUCCUACAAUGUUUGAGCCAUGCCCCAAUAUAUUUAACGUAAUAGAGAGACAUUGUGAGAUACAAGUUCCAUUCAGCUUCAGCACUCAACUUGUGGAUAGCGCUUGUGAACCUGAUCAUUUAGGAUGUAAUGUGUUCAAACAAACCAGACAUGACAAUUACAUCGCACCCUCCAUUCAGGACAAAGCCUUCUUGAAAAUAAUGGAAGAAGGACUGCAAAAGGACACAGACAAGAGCUGGACAGCUCCAUUACCAUUCAAGUCGCCACGUCAAAAACUACCUAACAACAGACCGCAUGCCCUGAACCGCUUAAUGUCUCUUGUUCGGAGCUUUGAAAGGAAAGAAGAAAUGAAGGAACAUUUCAUCACGUUUAUGGACAAAAUAUUUGAAAACAAACAUGCAGAGCUUGCCCCUCCACUGAAAGACGAAGAGGAAUGUUGGUAUUUGCCACUAUUCGGUGUCUACCACCCUCGCAAGCCCAAACAGAUUAAGGUCGUCUUUGACAGCAGCGCAAAGUACAAGAAUGUGUCACUAAAUGAUGUGUUGUUGACAGGCCCAGACCUUAACAACUCACUGUUAGGUGUCCUAAUACGCUUCAGAAAAGAAGCUGUUGCCUUCACAGCUGACAUUGAACAGAUGUUUUAUUGUUUCAAUGUUCGAGAACAAGACAGAAAUUACUUGCGGUUUUUGUGGUUUCGUGACAAUGACAUUUCCAAAGACAUUGUAGAGUAUAGGAUGAGAGUCCACGUCUUUGGGAAUAGCCCAUCACCAGCAGUGGCCAUAUACGGCUUACAUCAGUCUGUUCUACGCAACCAGCCAGAUUGCGAUCCAGAUGUCAAGCAGUUUGUCACACACGACUUCUACGUAGACGACGGACUCAAAUCUCUCCCCACUGUUGAAAUGGCUGUGUCCUUAUUACAAAGAACCCGUGACACACUUGCAAACUCAAAUCUAAGACUGCAUAAAAUAGCAGCUAACAGAAAAGAGGUACUCGAAGCAUUCCCUUCACAAGAUCAAAGUCCCUCAAAUGACUCUUUCGAACUUGUUGAGCCUUGCACGGACUCUGAUGUCAGACCACAGGUGUCUACACUCAAAACCACAAUCUCAACCAAACAACUUGGCUCUGACAGAUUCAACAAGUUUUCGACAUGGAAGUCUCUCAAGCGUGCUGUUUCGAGACUACUGCACGUCAUACAUAACUUCAAAUCACUGCCAAGCAAAAUCAAUCACUGCCGUGGUUGGCACUACUGUGAGACAGGACUCACUGUGGACGAGUCAAACCAAGCCCAAAACAUAAUCAUUCAAGCAGUACAACAGGAUGUGUAUGCCAAGGAAUUGAAGUGUGUGCAAAAACACGAUAAACUACCCCGAACCAGUCCUCUCAAAAACCUAGACCCCUACCUGGAUCAAAAUGGACUUCUUAGAGUAGGAGGUCGCAUCUGUGAUUCGAACUUAAGCCAAGGUGAAAAGAACCCACUCAUAGUUCCUGGCCACCACCAUAUUGCAGCUCUUCUCAUUAAGCACUACCACGAGCAGACCCAACACCAAGGGCGCCUUUUCACAGAAGGAGCUGUUCGCUCUGCAGGAUGGUGGAUUGUAGGUGGCAAGAGAAAGGUGAGCACAAUCAUCUAUCAUUGUGUAACCUGCAAAAGACUUCGUGCCCCUAUGAGUACACAAAAAAUGUCAAACCUCCCUCCAGACCGUCUUACAACGGACCCCCCAUUCACUAAUGUGGGCUUAGAUGUUUUUGGCCCAUGGUUUGUGUCUUCACAGCGCACAAGAGGAAGUAUCAUCCAAAAUAAAAGGUGGGCUGUCUUAUUCACGUGCUUGAGUAUUAGAGCAGUUCACAUUGAGGUGAUAGAGUCUCUCGAUACCUCUAGCUUUGUUAAUGCAUUCAGACGGUUUCUGGCAGUAAGAGGACCUGUAAAAAGCAUUCGCUCUGAUAGAGGUACCAAUUUUGUCAGUGCAUGUAAAGAACUGAAGAUCCCCUCAAAUUUAGACAACACAGCUGUACAAACCUACCUUAAAGAACACGGAUGUACAUGGACUUUUAACCCUCCACACACUUCCCACUUUGGCGGGUCAUGGGAAAGAAUGAUUGGACUUGCCCGGAAAAUAUUGGACACAAUGUUUUUCCAGCUCAAGACCACUAAACUCACUCACGAAGUUCUUGUCACCUUUAUGGCAGAAGUGGCGGCUAUUAUAAACGCAAGACCCCUUGUCCCUGUUUCAUCGGACCCAAGUGACCCUUUCACUUUGACCCCGGCCACUCUUAUAACCCAAAAGGUAACCCCUCUUAAGGCUCCAGUUGGCAACUUUACAGCGUCAGACCUCUACAAACACCAGUGGCGCCAAGUCCAGCACCUGUCAAACACCUUCUGGGACAGGUGGAAGAAGGAGUUCCUUCCCACUCUCCAACCACGUCGCAAAUGGCAUUCUAGCCAGCUUAACGUGAGCGUAGGUUCGGUCGUUGUACUCAAAGACAGCCAAAUUUCCCGAAAUGAAUGGCCUCUUGCACGUGUAACUCAGGUGUUCCCAAGUAAAGAUGGCAAAGUGCGUUCAGUAGAGCUAAGGGUAGUCAGGUCAGAUGAUACAAAGGUGCUGACCAGACCCAUCUCAGAGAUUGUACCUUUGAUUAUUUCAUGAGAGGUACCGGUAUCUGUUUUUUCCAGUAAUUUUUGUGGCGUUUAUCCACGCCAAGCGGGGAGUGUUCUGUUACAACUAAAAGUUGUAAACUGUUGUUGAAAUGUGUUGUGCUUAAAUAAGCUUGUUACGUCAUUAACAUUACAUGUGUAUUUGUCGCCAUCAUGUGGUCAUGGCAGUUAUUACAUCAUUGAGAAGUAUGUAUUUUGAAUCAAACUUUAUUGACCGGAAGUUGCAUAAGCCAAGCAGAGAAAUCUACGGUGCCAGCAUGUACUUUAUGGUGGUUAUUUUCGAAGAAAUACUGCAUAUAUCUUUUGUUUAAGGUUGCAUCGCCGUUUCACCCUUUUGAAUGUCAAUAAACCUGCUGACAACGCUCAUCGGUCUCCAGAGUCGUGACGUAAGAAAGGUGUUAAACAGCCCUUGCAUCAGACAUGCACCCCUAACGGC
Messenger RNA from Nerophis lumbriciformis (worm pipefish), 4495 nucleotides. The record is from RefSeq and is a predicted model, not a curated record. Lineage: Eukaryota; Metazoa; Chordata; Actinopteri; Syngnathiformes; Syngnathidae.